UUGGAGUUACACGGACAUGAUAUAAGCACGCCGCGAUCGCCACCGGGUGGUUGUUUCUACUCGUCACGUCGUUGCGAGACGCCGGGGAACGCAUUCACCGCAUUACUCGUUAGAAAUUACAGCAGCUGCGGAAAAGCGAUCGUUGACAAAAUGGCCUGCCCGGUUCGAGAUCCCGCGUCGGAGCAGUUGAACGAUUACAAGAAGAAUUACAAGGGUGAACAACCUGUAUUACUGACUGCAAAUGGAGCACCUAUUUCUGAGAAGAAGGCCAGCCUUACGGUUGGCCCUCGUGGGCCCAUGUUGUUGCAAGAUUUCGUUUACCUGGACGAGAUGUCGCAUUUCGCCAGAGAGAGGAUUCCGGAACGAGUUGUGCAUGCGAAAGGAGCGGGUGCGUUUGGGUAUUUCGAAGUUACACAUGACAUCACCAAGUAUAGCAAGGCUAAGGUGUUUUCCACUAUCGGAAAGAGAACUCCGAUCGCUAUACGAUGUUCCACCGUCGGUGGUGAAAGCGGUUCUGCCGAUACGGUCAGAGAUCCACGUGGCUUUGCUGUGAAAUUCUACACCGAAGAGGGUAUUUGGGAUCUCGUUGGCAAUAAUACGCCCAUUUUCUUCAUCAAGGAUCCACUCUUUUUCCCGAGUUUCAUCCACACGCAAAAGAGAAAUCCCGCGACGCAUUUGAAAGAUGCUGACAUGUUCUGGGACUUUAUUUCUCUCAGGCCUGAAUCGACGCAUCAAGUUAUGUUUCUUUUCGGUGAUCGCGGUAUUCCUGACGGCUACCGUCAUAUGAACGGCUAUGGUUCUCACACGUUCAAACUGGUUAAUAGCAAGAACGAGAUGGUAUACUGCAAAUUCCACUACAAGACCAAUCAAGGAAUCAAGAAUAUCCUCGCGGAAAAGGCCGCCGAGCUCAGCUCUUGUGAUCCCGAUUACUCGAUCAGGGAUCUUUAUAACGCGAUUUCCAAAGGAAACUAUCCGUCCUGGACUCUAUACAUCCAAGUGAUGACUGCUGAACAAGCAAAGACUUUUAGGUGGAAUCCGUUUGAUCUGACGAAAAUCUGGCCGCACAAGGAGUUCCCGUUGAUACCAGUAGGUAAGUUAGUGUUGGAUCGCAAUCCUGAAAACUACUUCGCCGAUGUGGAGCAAAUGGCCUUCGAUCCAGCGCACAUGGUACCCGGUAUCGAACCGAGUCCCGACAAAAUGUUGCAAGGCCGACUUUUCGCCUAUGGCGAUACUCAUAGACAUCGUCUUGGUCCAAAUCAUCUUCAGUUGCCAGUAAAUUGUCCGUAUAAGACGAUCUCCGCGAUGAAUUAUCAGCGAGACGGCAACAUGCCUUUGUAUAACCAGGGUGGCGCGCCGAAUUAUUAUCCGAACAGCUUCAGCGGCCCGAAGGAAUGUCCGGCAGUGCGCUCGCCUAGCUUCCCGGUGAACGGAGACGUCGAUCGUUACGAUCCCAAGGACGAGGAUGACUUUGGUCAGGUUACGAACUUCUGGAAGAAAGUUCUCGACGAGGCCGCUAAAGAGAGAUUGGUAAAGAAUAUGGUCGGGAGUCUACGUGGUGCGUCGACGUUCAUUGUCGAGAGAGCUGUGCGAAACUUCGCUCAAGUUGACGUUGAUCUCGCGCAGAGAUUAACAGAGGGCUUACGUAAAAGCGGGAUGCUCAUCAACGCCUUAGGCAGAUCGGCUAACCUCUGAAAAGGAUGCGCACUCGUUCCACUCAACUUCUACGUUUUUUUCCAUAAGAUUUUGUAUUGAUCGGAUAUGUUUGUCGAAUUACGGCCGAAACUAUUUCUCUCGUAUAUUUGAACUAUUGUAUAUCGCUCUUAGCGAUAAUUAGCGUUAAUGCGCUAAUUAGAUCUAAUGUAAUACUAAUGCCUUUCUUUUCCUUACGAGGGUGUGGGUGUGUAACCAUUAGUGCCUAUAACAUGAUAUAAUACGGCAUCUACAUGUAUAAUGCACGCUAAUUGUUCGAAGACGAUUAAGAUCAAAAUGUAUCAUACAAUUGUUUGAUAUUUUAAGAUAUUAUAUUUUGCUACGAAUUACAAUAUACAUGUAUACUAUUGAAAAUUGUAUGAUUUUUUCUAAAAAGACGAGAUGGGGAUUUGUA
Molecule: messenger RNA, 2104 nt
Organism: Odontomachus brunneus
Lineage: Eukaryota; Metazoa; Arthropoda; Insecta; Hymenoptera; Formicidae
Gene: Cat
Product: catalase
Exons: 8
Coding region: 151-1692 (513 amino acids)
Biological process (GO): response to hydrogen peroxide; hydrogen peroxide catabolic process
Cellular component (GO): mitochondrion; cytoplasm; peroxisome
Molecular function (GO): catalase activity; heme binding
Source: RefSeq, a predicted model, not a curated record